UUCCCCCCUUUUCAAAUUGAAAAAGGCGACACAACACAACACAGAGGGUUGGUUGGUGUGUUGAUUUGUUCCUCACGCUUCAUUCCAUUUCACGACUACUGAGCUGUCUCUGGCUGCUACUGUUUCAAUGUCUUCUCCCCAUUCUUCCAAAACCCCGAAUGUUUGCGCCGGAUUAAGCGUUACGAUUCUUGACUGAAGAGUGAAGAAUCUUCUUCUGCUUAGCUUCAGACCUGUAAAACUCAGCUCUUACUCUGUGUUUUGCGCAGUAAGGACAUGGCUUUUUGCACCAGGUUUUGCUGCGGAAAGACUUGGGAUCGGAAAGAACAGUCGAAGAAACGGCCCACCUGGAGGGUUUUCUCCUUGAAGGAAUUGCAUGCUGCUACGAACAAUUUUAAUUAUGAUAACAAGCUCGGAGAAGGGGGAUUUGGUAGCGUUUAUUGGGGACAGCUAUGGGAUGGUUCUCAAAUUGCUGUUAAAAGGUUGAAGGUGUGGAGUGAGAAAGCUGAUAUGGAAUUUUCCGUYGAGGUGGAGAUACUGGGCAGAGUCAGGCACAAAAAUCUGCUAAGUUUACGUGGUUACUGUGCUGAAGGACAAGAACGUCUUAUAGUUUAUGAUUACAUGCCUAACUUGAGUUUAUUCUCCCAUCUUCAUGGACAUCACUCAGCAGAAUGCCUGCUUGAUUGGGAACGAAGGAUGAAAAUUGCAAUAGGAUCUGCAGAGGGAAUUGUCUACCUUCAUCAUCAUGCAACACCACAUAUAAUCCAUAGUGACAUCAAAGCUAGCAAUGUGUUGCUAGAUUCAGAUUUUGAGGCCCAAGUUGCUGAUUUUGGUCUUGCGAAGCUCAUACYUGAUGGAAUAACUCAUGUCACCACCAAGGUAAAGGGCACCCUUGGCUACCUUGCCCCUGAAUAUGCCACGCUUGAGAAGGCAUCAGAAAGCUGUGAUGUCUAUAGCUUUGGCAUACUCUUGCUAGAGCUAGCUAGUGGCAAGAAACCCAUAGAGAAACCCAGUGCAACAACAAUGCAGAUAAUCACUGAUUGGGCACUGCCAUUGGUUUGUGAGAAAAAAUUUAGUGAAGUUGCAGAUCCCAAGCUGAAUGGGAAGUACGUGGAAGAAGAGCUAAAGAGGGUUAUUCUUAUUGCACUCAUCUGUUGUCAGAACAAACCUGAAAAGAGACCCACCAUGCUUGAGAUAGUGGACCUGCUAAAAGGAGAAUCAAAAGAAAAGUUGGCUGAUUUAGAGAAUGAUGAAAUGUUCAAGUCAACAAACUCUGGAAGUCAUCAAGAGGAAUUAUCAACUGCAGAGGGAAGCAUAGAUUUUAUCUCAGAGGAGAAAGAUGCCAAGGAAGUGAAAGAAGUUGCAGGCUCUGGGAGUUAUCAGGUGCAGGGCAGCUGAAUCUCUUACUCCCAGAUUUCAGAAAUAUAGAUAUAAAAAAACAGAAGGGAUCGUUAAGUUAAGCGUGAACUGGUAUAUACAGAAACAUCUUUUACUAGGGGGAGGUAGAGGUAGUAGUGGUUGCUUUUCUUAAAGUGCCAGUCUUAGAGCUGCCUAACCAUUAGAAACUUGGAAGGUUGGUUUUUGCCUUUUGGGAUGAAUUUCAAGUUUGCUUGUAAUUUGUUUUCUAUUUUGUUGCCUAGUAGUGGCUGUGAGACUGUUGUUGUAUUUUGGUUUCUUGGGUGGUUUUCAGAUUUUGUCCGACUUGGAGCAGCAAAGGUUGCUCAAGCCACCAUUCAUCUAAGGUGGUCAUAGUGUUUAUAGUCAAUUAUUUUGCAACUUUUUAUGUAAUUGGAAAUUUGGAAGGGGGGAUUGAAAAUUUGAAGUGGGUUUUGCUAUAUAUUUAAUGGAUCAAGAAGAUUAUUGAUUGCCAAGUGCUGA
This is a messenger RNA of Nelumbo nucifera (sacred lotus), 1875 nucleotides long. Its product is annotated as PTI1-like tyrosine-protein kinase At3g15890. Lineage: Eukaryota; Viridiplantae; Streptophyta; Magnoliopsida; Proteales; Nelumbonaceae. The record is from RefSeq and is a predicted model, not a curated record. Gene Ontology annotation, biological process: protein phosphorylation. Gene Ontology annotation, molecular function: ATP binding; protein kinase activity.